AGGCGGCUCUUGGAGCCCCGACCCAGUGCGGACAGAGAAGGCAGCCUCUGUGAGAGCAUCGAGUAGCUUAGCCUGGGUCUGCGAUCCGAGCACGGGACCUAGUCCAGACCGUGUCUGUGUGCGAGUGGACGGCUUCCAACACGAUGACUCUAAAUGGCGGCGGAGCAGGAGGGAGCCGCCGGGAGCGCGAGCGCCGUCGGGGCAGCACCCCCUGGGGCUCAGCACCUCCGCUCCACCGCCGGAGCAUGCCGGUGGACGAGCGCGACCUGCAGGCGGCGCUAGCUCCCAGCGCUUUGGCAACGGCUGCGGCAGCGGGGACUCGGACCCAGGGUCCGAGGCUGGACUGGCCAGAGAGCUCCUCUGAUUCGCUUAGCUCAGGGGGCAGCGACUCAGAUGAGAGUGUUUACAAAGUGCUGUUGCUGGGGGCGCCUGGCGUGGGCAAGAGCGCUCUGGCGCGUAUCUUCGGUGGUUUAGAGGAUGGGCCUGAAGCCGAGGCCACAGGGCACACGUAUGAUCGCUCCAUCAUGGUGGAUGGAGAAGAGGCAUCGCUCAUGGUCUAUGAUAUUUGGGAGCAGGAUGGGGGCCACUGGCUACCUGGCCACUGCAUGGCCAUGGGGGAUGCAUACGUCAUCGUGUACUCAGUGACAGACAAGGGCAGCUUCGAGAAGGCCUCAGAGCUUCGGGUCCAGCUGCGGCGGGCACGGCAGACAGAAGACGUACCCAUCAUCCUGGUGGGCAACAAGAGUGACCUGGUGCGCUCUCGUGAGGUCUCCUUGGAUGAGGGCCGGGCCUGUGCAGUGGUUUUUGACUGCAAGUUUAUUGAGACCUCGGCUGCGCUCCACCACAACGUCCAGGCGCUGUUUGAGGGAAUCGUGCGCCAGAUACGCCUGCGCAGGGACAGCAAAGAGGCCAAUGCACGUCGGCAAGCAGGUACCCGGCGGCGAGAAAGCCUUGGCAAGAAGGCGAAGCGCUUCCUGGGCCGCAUCGUAGCUCGCAACAGCCGCAAGAUGGCCUUUCGUGCCAAGUCCAAGUCUUGCCACGACCUUUCAGUGCUCUAGGCCUCAAGGCCAUGUACGGUGUUGUGCAGACAGUUGGGCAGAUUGGUGGGCUGGCCCAGCAACUGCCCUAGGGGGGCCUCGGGGCUGGCUCAGACUCGGGUGUCCCCCACCUCAUGGCCACAGGCAGGCAGUGCUGCCCGGGGAGGUGGCUUCCACUGGCCAUUGAGGGCAGGGCCCAAAGAGGUGCUUAGGCCGGCCCACGUGAGUCCCAAGCAGCAGCUGGAGGUCAGCUCAUGGGACAGGGCUGUGUGUGGGGAGAGGAUUCUGCCUUUCUCUCCAGCCCCAUGUGCAUGCCCCGGAGGGUGGCUGUCCAGUGCAGUGGCGAUUUGUUUACAGGCAGAUUUUUGUAAUAAAGUCUAUUUGUUGAUAGGUCAA
This is a messenger RNA of Artibeus jamaicensis (Jamaican fruit-eating bat), 1433 nucleotides long. RefSeq names its product RRAD, Ras related glycolysis inhibitor and calcium channel regulator (gene RRAD). The coding region runs from base 144 to 1058 and encodes 304 amino acids. Gene Ontology annotation, biological process: negative regulation of high voltage-gated calcium channel activity. The transcript has 5 exons. Gene Ontology annotation, cellular component: plasma membrane. Gene Ontology annotation, molecular function: calcium channel regulator activity; GTPase activity; GTP binding. Lineage: Eukaryota; Metazoa; Chordata; Mammalia; Chiroptera; Phyllostomidae. The record is from RefSeq and is a predicted model, not a curated record.